UGCGGGGCGGCUGCGCAUGCGCCGGCGCACUCAGCUAUAGGUUCUGGCCACGUCCGGAAUUUUCAGUUGGUUUCUGGGUUGUGCUCCUUUGUCGCGCUGUGACCUUACAGCUAUUGAAGGACCCGAAGGAAGACUUUGGGAGACCCCAAAGGCGGGAAAAUAGAAAUGGACUCAGUGGCCUUUGAGGAUGUGGCUGUCAAGUUUACCCAGAAGGAGUGGGCUUUGCUGGAUUCCUCACAGAAGAAACUCUACCGAGAUGUGAUGUGGGAAACCUUCAGGAACCUGGUUUUUGUAGGGAAGAAAUGGAGAGACCACAACAUUGAAGAUGAUGACAAAAGUCAGGGAAGAAAUCGAAGGAUGUUUCAGGACUCAAUGGCCUUGCAAGAUGUGAUUAUAUACUUCACCCAGGAGGAGUGGGCUCUGCUGGAUCCUUCCCAGAAGAAACUCUACAGAGAUGUGAUGUCGGAAAUCUUUAGCAACUUGUCCUCUCUAGGAAAAUUGUUGCAAGACAAGAACUGUGAAGAUUGCUACAGAAAUUUUGGGGGAAAGUUAAGCAAUAAUAAUGGAGAGCAAGCCUGUGAAAGUAAAGAGCAUCUUCACUGUGGAGAAAUCUUUAGCCAUAUUCUAAAUCCUGAUGUGAACCAAAGCUUUAAUGGAGUUAAGCCAUAUGACUGCAGUGUGCCUGGAGUAGUCUUCAUGUGUCUCUCAUCCCUUAAUAGAUAUAUGGUUCAUGAUACCAGAUACAAACUGUAUGAGACUCAGGAAUAUGGGGGAAAACAGUAUCAUUGUAAGCUAUAUGAGAAAGCAUUUACUGAUCACUACUCCUUUCAAAGAUAUGAAAGGACUCAAAUUGCAGAGAAGCUGUAUGAUUGUAAGGAAUGUGGAAAAUCAUUUACUUCUCAUAAAAGUCAAACAAGACACAUGAUAUUGCACACCGGAGAUGGACCUAACAAAUACAAAUUUUGUGGGAAAGCCUUUUACUAUCAUAGGUCAGCUCUGAGUCAUGAAAGGACUAACACUGGAGAGAAACCCUAUGAAUGUAAGGACUGCUGUGGGAAAGCGUUCAAUUCCCAUGGAAAGGUUGGAAGAGACAUGUUAGAACAUACUGGAGAUGGACCUUAUAAAUGUAAAUAUUGUGGGAAAGCUUUUAAAUUUUCCCAAUCAGUUCUGAAUCAUGAAAGGAUUCAUAUGAGAGAAAAACCUUAUCAGUGUAAGGAAUGUGGGAAAUCCUUCAGAAGUUGUAGUUCUUUUAGAGUUCAUGAAAGGAUUCACACUGGAGAGAAACCAUAUAAAUGUAAACAAUGUGGGAAAGCCUUCAGAGAUACGAGAUAUGUACGAGUGCAUGAAAGGAUUCACACUGGAGAGAAACCCUAUGAGUGUAAGGAAUGUGGAAAAGGCUUCAGAACUUCUAGUUCUUUUCAUAUCCAUGAAUGGAUUCACACUGGAAAGAAACCUUAUGAAUGUAAGCAGUGUGGGAAAGCCUACAACAAUUCUUGGUAUUUUCGUGUCCAUGAAAAGACUCAUACUGGAGAGAAACCUUGUGAAUGUAAAGAAUGUGGAAAAACCUUUAGCAAUUGUAGUUCUCUUCGGUUGCACAAAAGGACUCAUACUGGAGAAAAGCCUUAUCAGUGUAAGGAAUGUGGGAAAUCCUUCAGAAGUUCUCGUUCUUUUCGAGUCCAUGAAAGGACUCACACUGGAGAGAAACCAUAUAAAUGUAAGCACUGUGGGAAAGCCUUCAAGGAUGUGAAGUAUCUUCGAGUGCAUGAAAGGAUUCACACUGGAGAGAAACCCUAUGAAUGUAAGGAAUGUGGGAAAGCCUUCAUCGAUUUUAGUCCUCUUCAGUUGCAUAAAAGGAUUCACACUGGAGAGAAACCUUAUCAAUGUAAGGAAUGUGGGAAAUCCUUCGGAAGGUCUAGUUCCUUUCGAAUCCAUGAAAGGACUCACACUGGAGAGAAACCAUAUAAAUGUAAGCAAUGUGGGAAAGGCUUUGUUGCUUCUUCUUCUUGUCGAGUCCAUGAAAGGACUCACAGCGAAGAAAAACCCUAUAAAUGUAAGCAGUGCGGGAAAGCCUUUUGCAAUUGUAAUUCUUUACGAUUGCAUGAAAGGAUGCACACUGGAGAGAAAGCCUACCAGUGUAAGGAAUGUGGGAAAGCCUUCAGAAGUUCUGGUUCUUUUCGAAUUCAUGAAAGGACUCACACUGGAGAGAAACCCUAUGAAUGUAAGCAGUGUGGGAAAGCUCAUAGCAGUUCUUGGUCUUUCCAUGUCCAUGAAAAGACACAUACUGGGGAGAAACCCUAUGACUGUAAUGAAUGUGGGAAAGCCUUCAAGGAUUCUUGGUCUUUUUGAGUUCACAAAAGAAUUCACACUGGAGAUAAACCAUAUGAGUGUAAACAAUGUGGGAAAGCCUUUUGCAAUUUUAGUUCUUUACGAUUGCAUGAGAGGACACAUACUGGAGAGAAACCUUAGCAAUAUAAGGAAUGUGGGAAAGCCUUCAGAAGUUCUAGUUCUUUUCAAAUCCAUGAACGGACUCACAAUGGAGAGAAGCCCUAGGAAUGUAAGCAGUGUGGGAAACUUUCACUUGUUUUAUUCAACUGCCCAAAAGGAUUCACAUUAGAGAGCAACCCUUUGUGUGUAAGCAGCACAGAAAAUCCUUCAAUGGUUUUUAUUCUUGUACAUAAAAGGAUUCACACUGGAGGGAAGCCCUAUGAAUGUAAGCCAUGUAGGAAGGCUUUCCAAAAAAAUCUUGAUCUUUUAUAGUCCAUGAAAGGACCCAUACUGGAUAGAAACCCUUGCAUGUAAGGACUUGGGAAAGGGUUCAAAUGCUUGUUCAGUUCCAAUCCAUGAAAAGGACCCAUACUGAAAGAGAAACCCUAUUUAUGUUAAGCCACAUGGGAAAGAGUUUUCUCAUUUUCGUUUCAUGUGUAUAAAAGGAUUACACUAUGGAGGGAACCAUCAUGGCAAAGCCUUACUUGAGUACUUUCCAAGUACAUAAAAGAAAUAUGAAUGAGAAAUAUGAAUGUACAGAAUAUGGGAAAGUGUUUGAGUCCUUUAUAAAUAUUGGAAGACGUGUGAUAGUACCUAAUGGAGAAGAGCCUUACAAAUGUAACUUAUAAGUUUCUCCGUUUCUAAGGCAUGAAAGGCUCACUGAAGAAAAACAUUGAGAAUAUAAAGAGUGUGGUAAAGUUUUAGUUGUUUGAAAUACGAGAGCAACCCAAAAUGGAGGCAAGUGCUAUAAAUAUAAGGAAUAUGUGAAAGCCUUCAAAUUCUCAGUUUCUUUCCAACUCAUGAGAUAACUCCUACUGGAGAAAUCCUAUGAGAGGAGCAUGGGAAUUCUUUCAUUGCCAUGCGGUCUUCAGCCGAGAAAGGAAUGCAUAAUGGACAGAUGUCUUAUGGUGUGAAAAUGCCGUAAGGCUUGUCAUCAGUUCAAAUUGUAGCCAUGAAAGAUUCACAGUCGUGAGAAUCUCCACGAAUAUAUGCAAUGUGUCAAACCUGGUAUCCUACAUCUUUUCAAAUAUAUAUGUAAGAUUAUACAUGGCUUUGAAGCACUUCCUUUUAAAAAUGAAGGAAAGUUUUCCAUUUUACCAAGUGGGAUUUUUUUUUUAAAUUUUUGGAGGGCGGGUACUAAGGUUUCAACCCAGUCAUUUCACAACUAAGCUACAUACCAAGCACUUUUUAAAUUUUGAGAUAGGAGCUCACUAAGUUGUCCAGGCCUGCCUUGAACUUGCAAUAUUCCUGCCUCAUCCCCUUGAAUAUCUGGGAUUACAGAUGUCCUCCACCUGGCCCCAUGCAUUUUAACAAGUUUGGUUGUUUUGUUUUGUUUUUACACUGGGAAUUGAACCCAGGGAUGCUUUACCAGAGAACAUCCUCAACCCUUCUAUUUUUUGAGACAGGGUCUCACUAAAUGCUGAGGUUGGCCUUGAACUUGGGAUCCUCCUGUCUCAGCCUCCCAGGUCAGCUAGUAAUUUAAGUCAUGUGAAAUCACACUGGAGAGAAGUUUUGUAAAUGUAAGUUAUAUAGAAAACCUCGUUAAUACUGAAGUAUUUAUUCUAUGAAGAAUUUACAAGAAAGAAAUGCAAAAGUUCUGAGUAUAUUUUGUUCUUCAGUGUCUCAUUUUUAACUUGGAUAUGUAGUAAUUUGAAACAUUAAAUGAAAUGUUUCAGCUGGGUGUGGUGGUACACACUUGUAAUCCCAGCAGCUCUAGAGACUGGGGCAGCAAGAUCACAACUUCAAAGCCAGCCUCCAGCAACUUAGGCUCUAAGUAACUCAGUGAAACCGUGUCUCUGAGUAAAAUAUAAAAAAGGGCUGAGGAUGUUACUUAGUAGUUAAGCAACCCUAGGUUCACUCCCUGGUACCAAAACAACAACAUAUGAAAUGAAAUGUUUCUGUAAGAAUUUAAGCAAUUUACAGGGGCUUGGUGGGGUGUUUUUUUCCUAUUAUCUUUGCAUUUUGAUACAUGGGUGGGUGAAUUGUAUUUGCAAUAUGAUAGAUUCAGUUUUACACUGUUUAAUUGGCACUUAUGAGCUAUUUAAUUGUCAUCAAUUGUCAUUAAUGAGCUAUUGAAAAGGGAUGUUUUGUCCAUUGCUGGUCUGUGUGUCAGGAACUGGAUAUCACAUUCCUCCUUUUGGGAAAAACUGUAGUUAAGAGAGUCAGUAGAGAAAAAGGUUUAUUUUAUUUUCCUUGCUAAUAAAUCAUUGCCUUCCUCUUCUGUGUAAUGUG
This is a messenger RNA of Marmota monax (woodchuck), 4716 nucleotides long. Its product is annotated as zinc finger protein 709. The transcript has 6 exons. Gene Ontology annotation, biological process: negative regulation of transcription by RNA polymerase II; regulation of immune system process; regulation of cytokine production. Lineage: Eukaryota; Metazoa; Chordata; Mammalia; Rodentia; Sciuridae. The coding region runs from base 166 to 2346 and encodes 726 amino acids. The record is from RefSeq and is a predicted model, not a curated record.